This is a messenger RNA of Hylaeus volcanicus, 1769 nucleotides long. RefSeq names its product carboxypeptidase Q-like. The record is from RefSeq and is a predicted model, not a curated record. Gene Ontology annotation, molecular function: metallodipeptidase activity. Lineage: Eukaryota; Metazoa; Arthropoda; Insecta; Hymenoptera; Colletidae. The coding region runs from base 189 to 1628 and encodes 479 amino acids. Gene Ontology annotation, biological process: proteolysis; peptide catabolic process. The transcript has 7 exons.
UCGUGUGAUUUUAUCUUUACACUCGGCUAUCUUCACGUAAUAACUGACCAUGUUACUUUGUUUGUUAUGAUAGACAUGAUAAUUGAUAAAACAUAAGUACUUUAGUUUCUAUUAGUUACUAUCAGUUUCUAUGAACAUUUCAAAUGGAUGACUUCUAAUUGAAAUUUGGAAAUUAUAACAUUCCUAACAUGUGGUCUCUAAAAAUUUUUAUCAUCACCUGGAUAUUCCAAAUACAACUGAUUAUAACAUUGGCUAGCAUUGAAGAUAAUGAAGUUAAUAAGUGUCAACUACCAGCGAAAUUGAUACGAGAAAUAGAUUCUCAUAGCACAAUAGUUGAAGCUAUAAUAAAUGAGACUUUAUCAGGUUCAUAUAAAGGAACCACUUGGAAGGAAUUGGCUCACUUUGUGGACAAGUUUGGUCCAAGAUUAGCUGGUACUGAAGUACUUGAAAAAUCAAUUAAUUAUGUAUUAAAUAAAUCACAUGAGUUUGGUUUAGAAAAUGUUCAUGGAGAACCUGUGACUGUACCUAAUUGGAUUAGAGGACAAGAAUCUGCAACUCUUUUAAAGCCAAGGUGGAAAAACAUUGCUCUUCUAGGACUAGGUUACAGUAUUGGUACUCCACCCGAAGGAAUAACUGAAGAAGUUGUUGUUGUUAAUAGUUUUAAGGAACUCGAAGAAAGAAAACAUGAAGUACCAGGAAAAAUUGUUGUAUUCAAUCAAAAAUAUGUUUCAUAUGAUGAAACAGUGGAGUAUAGAAGUAGGGGUGCAACAGAAGCAUCUAAAUAUGGUGCUGUUGCUGCUUUAAUCAAUUCGGUUACACCAUUCUCAUUGUAUACACCACACACGGGAAUGCAAAGUUAUGGACCAAACGUAACAAAAAUUCCAGUAGCUUGUAUCACAGCUGAAGAUGCAAGCUUAUUGAAAAGAUUGUCAGAUAAUGGUGAAACCAUACAAAUAAACUUAAAAAUGCAAGCCAAGAACUUACCAAGUAAAAUAUCACGAAAUAUAGUAGCUGAAAUAGUUGGAUCCACAAUGCCAGAGAAAGUUGUGGUUGUAUCUGGUCACAUAGACAGUUGGGACGUUGGUCAGGGAGCUAUGGAUGAUGGGGGUGGAGCAUUUAUUUCAUGGCAAGCAUUGAAGUUACUGAAAAAGCUUAAUUAUAGGCCUCGCCGGACUAUUAGAAUGAUUAUGUGGACAGCUGAGGAGCUUGGUAUUAUAGGUGCCCGUCAUUAUAUCAAAUCCCAUAAAGCUGAAGAAAAAAAUCUUCAAUUUGUAAUGGAAUCAGAUAUGGGCACAUUCAUGCCUUUAGGUCUUCAAUUUACUGGAACUGAGCAAGUUAGAUGCAUUUUGGAAAGAAUUAUGGGACUAUUAGCUCCUAUGGGACAGAUGAAACUACGUAAUCCUUGUGAUGGCCCUGACAUUGAGUCUUGGGUAAAUGCAGGCAUACCAGGAGGUUCGCUGUGGACACAAAAUGAAAAGUAUUUUUAUUAUCAUCAUACAAAUGCAGACACUAUGCUGGUUGAGGAUCCAGAAGCCCUUGAUAGGGGAACAGCCUUAUUUGCAGCAGUAUCAUUUCUACUUGCUGAUCUUAGCGUUGACCUUCCUCGGCAUAAACCAAUUUAUACUUAAUUCUCUAUACAAUUGUCAGUGGUAACGAUUAUUAAAGAAAUAAGUAAACAAUAAAAUUUCUCAUUGCCUCCCUUAUAAUAAAACUAAAAAUUUAAAAGUCAGCUUCAUCUCGAUGCUCAAUAAAUCUUUAUUUCAAAUCCA